Messenger RNA from Rotaria sordida, 1364 nucleotides. NCBI's taxonomy places the organism in Eukaryota, Metazoa, Rotifera, Eurotatoria, Philodinida, Philodinidae. The record is from the annotation of a GenBank genome assembly.
AUGGGUGAUACGAAUGGACAAGUUGUAGCUGGUGGCAAUGGCAAAGGAAAUCGAUUGGAUCAAUUGUAUUGUCCAACCGAUGUAUUGAUUGACAAAGAGACGGAUAGUCUCAUUAUUUGCGAUUCAGGGGAUCACCGAGUCGUACGAUGGUCUCGUCGUAGUGGCACAACUCAAGGAGAAAUCCUCAUCGACAACAUCGCUUGUCAUGGAUUGGCCAUGGAUGAUCAGAGAUAUCUCUACAUCUCUAACACCGACAAACAUGAAGUAAGACGAUAUCAAAUAGGAGACAAGAAUGGAACUAUCGUGGCUGGUGGCAAUGGCAAAGGUGAUGGUCUCAAUCAACUCAACUUUCCGACCUACAUCUUUGUCGAUCAACAACAGGCUGUCUACGUGUCAGAUUGGAACAAUCAUCGUGUAAUGAAAUGGAAUAAAGGUGCAAAAGAAGGAAUUGUCGUCGCUGGAGGGCAAGGCUAUGGAAAUGCUCUAACACAGUUGUAUUAUCCUGAAGGACUGUUCGUCGAUACAUUGAGUACUAUCUAUGUGGCAGACUCGUGGAAUAAUCGAGUGAUGCGUUGGCCUAAAGGAGCGAAACAGGGCACUGUCAUUGUGGGUGGAAAUGGUGAAGGAGAAGGAGCAAAUCAGUUCAACUAUCCCUAUGGUUUGUCCUUCGAUCGACAGGGCAAUCUCUAUAUCGUCGAUAGGCGUAAUAAUCGUGUUCAACGCUUUUCAAUCGAAUAGACUCGUCGUGAUAGAUUUUUUUUCUUUCCUUUCCUUUCAAAUAAAUCGCACUGAAUUGAUGAAAUGAAUGGCUUAUUCUAUUCGCGCGCGCGACCAGGAACCAUCCUGGUGGAGCCGUGACGAGCGUAACGCUCAUGCACGCGCAGGACAGACUCAUAUCAUUCAUAUCCUCCCCGUGAGAGAUAUGUCAAUGAGUCUGAAUAAGCCUGGUCGUGUGCCACGGACACCAAGACGAUUCCUGGCCGGGCUUUUAGGGACUACCCGGAAGUCCUUCAUAAAAGGCGAAACUCUAACCCUCAACUGGCAGAACUCACUCUCGCCUCUCACUAACACUCACUUUUCUGAGUCUCAUCCUCACCCUUCUCAAUCUCAAUGUCACUAUCUAACCUCAUCCCUCUCUCACCCCUAUUCUCUUUCUCAAAAGAAAAAAAAAAUUACUCACGUGUUCGAAUGUUGGACGAUGAUAAAGAAGACGCGAUGAUGUUGAAGACUGAAAAGAAAAAGAAAAAGAAAAAAAAUUUAAUUAAUGUUAUAUUAUGAGAAAAUAUUAGUUAACUUACCAUUUGUUAUCUUUUCCUAGUUGAUAAUAAUCAUAGAACCUAAAACAAAAGACAACAAAAUAAAAG